UCUCAAAUUUUGGUAAGGCAUGACUUUCAUUAGACCACGAACCUUAUCUCUUACCACGAACCUUAUCUUUUACCCAUCAGUGCUCGGAAUUUGUGCUGUAAUCAAACGAUCCCGUCUCUUCACUCGGCCACUUGCCGAUUUGAUCCGCCGAGGCUCGUCGGAACUAACGACCACGCACUCACCGUCACCUCCCGCUGCCUAGUCGAUCGGAUGGACCGCCAAGCACCGACCUGCCAUGUGGUGGCGAUGCCUUUCCCCGCACUAGGGCACAUCAACCCUCUGAUGAACCUGUGCAAAAUCCUAGCCUCCCGAGCCCCGCACGUCACCGUCACAUUCGUCCUGACCGAGGAAUGGCUAGGCUUCAUCGGCUCUGACCAUAAACCGAGCAACAUAUCCUUCGCCACCAUCCCCAACGUGAUCCCAUCUGAGCGGGUCCGGACUCAGCCCUCCUCUGAGUUCACCGAGGCCGUCUACACGAAGAUGGAAGCCCCGUUUGAGAAGGUGCUCGACCAGCUCCGCCCCCCGCCGACCCUUCUGGUGGCCGACAUGGUCCUGAACUGGCCAGUCCACGUCGGGAACCGGAGGAACAUUCCGAUGGCCUCGUUUUGGCCUACUGCGGCCUCAAACUUCUCCUUCUUGUACCACUUCCAACUUCUUGAGCAGCAUGGCCAUUUACCACAGAACUUGUCAGAAAAGGGGAAUGACAUGGUGGAUUACAUUCCUGGGAUUCCUCCGACACGUUUGACGGACUUGGUUGGUGGAAGGAGCGAACGUAUGAUGCAGAAAAUGCGCUCGAUAGUCGACUUGGUCCAUCGAACACAGUACCUGUUGCUUUCUUCUGUGUACGAGAUCGAAUCUCAGACCGUCGAAGCUCUGAAAUCGAGCCUGUCGCUUCCUAUCUACACUGUCGGUCCAUCCAUCCCGUACUUUACGCUGCAAGAAAAUCCAAGCUCGAACAGCGACUCGGACUACAUAACGAAGUGGCUGGACCGCCAGCUGGGUAGCUCGGUUUUGUUCGUGUCCCUAGGCAGCCUCGUUUCAGUCUCGAGUUCCAAAAUGGACGAGAUUGCAGCAGGGUUGCGCGACAGUAAUGAAAGGUUCUUGUGGGUGGCGCGAGAUGAGGCAUCCAGGCUGAAGGAGCUGUUGCCCGGAGGCGACUCUGGGAUCGUGGUGCCGUGGUGCGACCAGUUGAGGGUACUGACGCAUCCCUCGGUCGGGGGGUUCUGGACUCACUGUGGAUGGAACUCGAUCCAAGAGGGCAUCUACGCGGGGCUUCCUUUCCUGACGUACCCAGUAGCCAUGGACCAAGAUUACAAUUGCAAGAUCAUUGUGGACGAUUGGAAGGUUGGGUGGAGGGUCGGCAAACACGACAUCGCUGGGCUAGUACGCAAGUUCAUGGAUCUAGGCGACAGCGAGAGCAUGGAAGUGAGGAGGAGGGCCAAACACCUUCAGGAGUUGUGCCACCAUGCGAUCGGACCGGACGGAUCGUCCGAGACUAAUAUCUGCACCUUCAUUGGGGACAUUUUGAGCACUACAGUGAACAUUCAAGACAUUAAUUAGUACUUCAAUCUCUCGUAAAGUUUACUUCAUGAGUAUCGCGCCCUUUAAUUUUGCUUCUCUCAUGAUUUUGGCGAUAGAAUGGGAUUGUCCUGUCAUGAAUUACAGUCUCCCCGAUGUAAAAUAAUGACAAGGAAAUUUGAUUUCUGGAUAUUGUUCGUAA
Messenger RNA from Eucalyptus grandis, 1720 nucleotides. Its product is annotated as UDP-glycosyltransferase 87A1. Lineage: Eukaryota; Viridiplantae; Streptophyta; Magnoliopsida; Myrtales; Myrtaceae. Bases 211 to 1560 code for a protein of 449 amino acids. The record is from RefSeq and is a predicted model, not a curated record. The transcript is spliced from 2 exons. Gene Ontology annotation, molecular function: UDP-glycosyltransferase activity.